This is a messenger RNA of Oncorhynchus gorbuscha (pink salmon), 1727 nucleotides long. RefSeq lists its product as uncharacterized. Lineage: Eukaryota; Metazoa; Chordata; Actinopteri; Salmoniformes; Salmonidae. The record is from RefSeq and is a predicted model, not a curated record. Bases 68 to 1507 code for a protein of 479 amino acids. The transcript is spliced from 2 exons.
AGCAGAGCAUGAUGACAGUCUGUAUGGUUGCAUCCAAAAUGGUACCCUAUGGGGCUUUAAACAGUACAUGGCACCCCAUGCCGUAUGGGGCUUUAAACAGUACAUGGCACCCCAUGCCCUAUGGGGCUUUAAACAGUACAUGGCACCCCAUGCCCUAUGGGGCUUAGAACAGUACAUGGCACCCCAUGCCCUAUGGGGCUUAGAACAGUACAUGGCACCCCAUGCCCUAUGGGGCUUAGAACAGUACAUGGCACCCCAUGCCCUAUGGGGCUUUAAACAGUACAUGGCACCCCAUGCCCUAUGGGGCUUAGAACAGUACAUGGCACCCCAUGCCCUAUGGGGCUUUGAACAGUACAUGGCACCCCAUGCCCUAUGGGGCUUUGAACAGUACAUGGCACCCCAUGCCCUAUGGGGCUUAGAACAGUACAUGGCACCCCAUGCCCUAUGGGGCUUUGAACAGUACAUGGCACCCCAUGCCCUAUGGGACUUUGAACAGUACAUGGCACCCCAUGCCCUAUGGGGCUUUAAACAGUACAUGGCACCCCAUGCCCUAUGGGGCUUUAAACAGUACAUGGCACCCCAUGCCCUAUGGGGCUUAGAACAGUACAUGGCACCCCAUGCCCUAUGGGGCUUUGAACAGUACAUGGCACCCCAUGCCCUAUGGGGCUUAGAACAGUACAUGGCACCCCAUGCCCUAUGGGGCUUUAAACAGUACAUGGCACCCCAUGCCCUAUGGGGCUUUGAACAGUACAUGGCACCCCAUGCCCUAUGGGGCUUUAAACAGUACAUGGCACCCCAUGCCCUAUGGGGCUUAGAACAGUACAUGGCACCCCAUGCCCUAUGGGGCUUUAAACAGUACAUGGCACCCCAUGCCCUAUGGGGCUUUGAACAGUACAUGGCACCCCAUGCCCUAUGGGGCUUUAAACAGUACAUGGCACCCCAUGCCCUAUGGGGCUUUAAACAGUACAUGGCACCCCAUGCCCUAUGGGGCUUUAAACAGUACAUGGCACCCCAUGCCCUAUGGGGCUUUGAACAGUACAUGGCACCCCAUGCCCUAUGGGGCUUAGAACAGUACAUGGCACCCCAUGCCCUAUGGGGCUUUAAACAGUACAUGGCACCCCAUGCCCUAUGGGGCUUUGAACAGUACAUGGCACCCCAUGCCCUAUGGGGCUUUAAACAGUACAUGGCACCCCAUGCCCUAUGGGGCUUUAAACAGUACAUGGCACCCCAUGCCCUAUGGGGCUUAGAACAAUACAUGGCACCCCAUGCCCUAUGGGGCUUAGAACAGUACAUGGCACCCCAUGCCCUAUGGGGCUUUGAACAGUACAUGGCACCCCAUGCCCUAUGGGUCUUAGAACAGUACAUGGCACCCCAUGCCCUAUGGGGCUUUGAACAGUACAUGGCACCCCAUGCCCUAUGGGGCUUUGAACAGUACAUGGCACCCCAUGCCCUAUGGGGCUUUGAACAGUACAUGGCACCCCAUGCCCUAUGGGGCUUAGACCAGUAGUGCACUAUUAUAGGCCAAGGAUAGGGUUCCAUUUUGGACAUAGGCACUGAGAUUGGGUGGAGAGGUUUCCUGCUCUUAAAAUACCAAGCACUGUACUGUAUCACACAGUGAACUCCCCUUUGGAAGGGUAUGCUAAACAAAUUGUGCAAGGUCUGGUCUUUGUAUUUGGGAAUGUUUAACCUUUUAUUUUGGUAAUUAAAGAUGAAUUACAUUAGUUUGA